Messenger RNA from Peronospora matthiolae, 2469 nucleotides. The record is from the annotation of a GenBank genome assembly. NCBI's taxonomy places the organism in Eukaryota, Oomycota, Peronosporomycetes, Peronosporales, Peronosporaceae.
AUGCAGCGCCCCUCAUCACGUGCUCCUCCGUCCCAUGCGCCUAUUGGUCGCUUUGCUACUAAAUCAACACGCACAUCUUCUACUUCUGCAUCUCACGGGCGGUGGCGCACCCGUGGAUGGCUGCUCUUUUACGUCGUCCUGGGGCUCUACGCAGCUGCAAUGCUCUGCUCUUUCUUGACGUCCCCGUGGUCCGAAGCUCCUCUCGUCCUAAAUCUCCGAGAGAUGAAGGAGAACGAGGCUCCUGCACAGCCUCUUCAUCUCUUCCACCAGAAUGGGCCAAUGGCAGGUUCCGUCAGCGUGGCGCCGAUUGCAGAGAACGUGGAUGAGCUAGAAGGAGGGACUGGGAGCAAUGAGCUCGUACCGGAGCAAAACGAAAGAUCUGGAAAAGUGUUGACCACGCGCGAGACGGAAAAAGAUGUGGGCGCUUCGUCGAACAGUCUUGAGGAGGCGCUGGGUUCUAGAGGGAUGACAGACCUUUCUGCUAGUGCUGCGCCUUCAGUGUUAGCCCCAACAGCACCAUUUGUUUCCUUGAACUCGGUCGGUGUACAAGUUUACGGAACAUUAAACGCUUGGUCGAUUCCGCCACGGCAGAACGACGAGAGUAUGCUAUUGAACAAGAACGAAGAAGCUGACAAAGAAGCAUGGAAGGUCGAGGAUUUUGUCGGGAACGAAGCUACAGAGACACCCAAGAUGUCGCUGCCAAUCGACGAGUCCAGACCAUCUGUGCGGCGCUCACAGGAAUUUACUGAUGCUUUAAACCUUGUCUAUUCGCUUGAGUUGAGUGCGGCCGGUCCUGGUACAGGUGCCAAAAACGCCGCACUUGUUACCGGAUUACGUGAUGGUGUAUCAGAUCGCGAUCUGUGGAAGAUUGAGGAUUACGAGCAUCAAAUUAGUCGCUUAGAAGGGAUUAAGCGGGAAGCCAAUGAAGAGUCUGAGCGUCUAAAGGAACUUGUCAGUGCAACAGACGAGCUCAUUCUGGAAGAAAGAUAUAGCUUGGAAGACGUUCGAGCGGCCAAUACAGUUGAUUUACGCUUCCAUGAACCGCGCCGGAUCCGGAAUAAUUUGAAAUGUAUAGGAUGGCGCCAAACUGGACAAUGUAGCCCGUACGGCAAACGUGAACCAAGCUCUGACAGUGAAUGCAAGCGACUUGUCCAUGCUGGUGUUUCUGGAUAUUGUGAGGUGAUGGACGAAGAUACCGGCGAAUCUUUCCGCGUCAUGCAACUCAACUGUUCCAGUUUGCUUGACCGUGUUGUGUUUUCAUGUGCAGAUGCUACCGAUUUUGCUAAUUUUGGACUCAUGGCUCAGAAUGUUUACGAGAAUGCUUUGGCUCAAAAUACAUCGGACCCACCGAAGCUUUUGGGAAACAGUGGCACCGGCGAUGGCAUCGUCAUUGUGGUGUACCCGAAACUUGUGGCUAGUGUAUUUGCAUCGGUCAGCGUCUUACGAUCGUAUAACUGCACACUGCCAAUUGAGCUAUGGAUUUCGCAAUCUGAAGUGACGCGCACUCCGAGCAUGGGAGCAGCUUUGAAAGUUUUGCAGCAGCAAUUUUUGGAUGUGAGCGUGGAAACCAUCGUUGACCCGACAAUUAUGAAGUUUUCCACUAAAAUUUACGCCAUGCAACACAGCAAGUUCGAGAAUGUAUUGUUUCUUGACGCGGACAGCGUUCCCGUGCGUGACCCGACGUUCCUGUUCCGUAGUCAAGAAUAUCGCAAGCAUGGUGCUAUCUUUUGGCCGGACUUCUGGCAUCCGGACAAUACCGUGUUCGGCAUUCACCGCGAGUCUCUGUUGUGGGAGCUUGUCGAUCUUCCCUUCGUUGACAUGUUUGAGCAAGAGAGUGGGCAAAUACUCAUCAAUCGGAAGCGGGCUGCGCUCGCACUGGAGGUGCUUAUGUUCUUUGCGUCACAUCUCCCCAACUACUUCAACCGACUUUUACUGGCUCACGGCGACAAGGAUCUCUUUCGACUGGCCUGGAUGAAAGCACAUGCGUCCUUUUACAUGAUGCCAUUCCCACCUGCUUCGGCAGGCCCUGUGUGGGGAACGAACUCGGAAAUCUUUUGUGGCAUGACUAUGGUCCAGUUUGACGUCGAUGGCGAUGUUCUGUUUCUUCACCGCAACGCCAAGAAACUUGGCAGUACGGCUGAUCAUCACGACUCGCCGUUCUGGACCCAUCUGCAGACGUUCAAGUGGGAGCGACCGUUAGCAGUGGACGACGAUGAAGACACUGUGACUACAUCGAAUCGGACGGCAGUGCAGCGCUUGCGAAGUCACGAGGAUAUGAAGCAGAUGUAUCGUAUUGCCAUCGUUGGGACAGACAAUCAUUUCGAGGGGCUUGAAGCUUGCUACGGCGCAACUGUCGACACUAAGGAAAACUUUGAACUCACGAAGUUUGAAGACUUACCAUUCGCUAAUCUAGAGCAGGAGCUAAUCAACUACGCGCACGGGGCUCAACUCCUGAUGGGUCAGACGUAG